This is a messenger RNA of Arvicola amphibius (Eurasian water vole), 2305 nucleotides long. RefSeq names its product core-binding factor subunit beta (gene Cbfb). Gene Ontology annotation, biological process: regulation of transcription by RNA polymerase II. Bases 280 to 828 code for a protein of 182 amino acids. Gene Ontology annotation, cellular component: nucleus; core-binding factor complex. The transcript is spliced from 6 exons. Gene Ontology annotation, molecular function: transcription coactivator activity; sequence-specific DNA binding. Lineage: Eukaryota; Metazoa; Chordata; Mammalia; Rodentia; Cricetidae. The record is from RefSeq and is a predicted model, not a curated record.
AGGAAGUGGCGGCAGCGGCCGGGGGAGGCUAGAGCUGUGUCUGCGCGGGCGGCAAGCAACGGCUGAGGCGGCGGCGGCGGUAGCGUGGGUUGGGCUCAAGCAGACGGCCGCACCUCAGACUCCCUGGAGCGGGAGCCCACGCGGGCGGGCUCCUGAAACAAAGAGCAGCGGGAGUCCAGACGCCGCGGGUGGGCGGUCAGCCGGUCAGCACCGAGCCCGCCAGCGGCUGCCCGCGCUAGCCCGGAGCGCGGACGCUCGGCGCGGCCUGAGGGCGGGAAGAUGCCGCGCGUCGUCCCCGACCAGAGAAGCAAGUUCGAGAACGAGGAGUUCUUCAGGAAGCUGAGCCGCGAGUGUGAGAUUAAGUACACGGGCUUCAGGGACCGGCCUCACGAGGAGCGCCAGACACGUUUCCAGAACGCCUGCCGCGACGGCCGCUCGGAGAUCGCUUUUGUGGCCACAGGAACCAAUCUGUCUCUCCAGUUUUUUCCGGCCAGCUGGCAGGGAGAACAGCGACAGACACCUAGCCGGGAAUAUGUCGACCUAGAAAGAGAAGCAGGCAAGGUGUACUUGAAGGCUCCCAUGAUUCUGAAUGGUGUAUGUGUUAUCUGGAAGGGCUGGAUUGAUCUCCACAGAUUGGAUGGUAUGGGUUGCCUGGAGUUUGAUGAGGAGCGAGCCCAGCAGGAAGAUGCAUUAGCACAACAGGCCUUCGAAGAGGCUCGAAGAAGAACUCGUGAAUUUGAGGAUAGAGACAGGUCUCACCGGGAGGAAAUGGAGGUGAGAGUUUCACAGCUGCUGGCAGUAACUGGCAAGAAGACAACAAGACCCUAGUCCUGGCUCCACCUUAGGUGGGGAAGAUCUCAAGCUCCGUUAGUACUAGCACAGCACCCGUGCCACCAUCUCUACUACACACUUCUAGGUGGUACCAGUAACACACGCGCGACCAGAAACUGUGAGAACUGGAGGUCCUGCAGUCUGUUUCCUGACCUGAGGCAGUAAAAGACAUCAUCAGCUGCCAUGGUUUUGCACUAUAAUAUCUGCAUUUCUGGUUUUUAAAACACGUAGCCAGUAAUAAUUUGAAAUUUUUUUCUAUGCAAGCUUAUCUUGUUGGCAUUAUUUUGGUUGGGUUGAAAGUAUCUUCUUUCUCCAUUUUAAUUUAAAAGUUCAUGUCAUUUAAGAACAAGAUAAGAAAUUGAAAUUUGUAUCAGGGUUUUCUUCAGCAGUUGCUUAAAAUUAUUUUAUACUUUCAGAUGAGUUGGUCAUACAGCCUUCCUUCUAGAUGAGCAUUCUUUGUGUUUGUUUUCUCCAUAUUACUUUGUUUUUUUUAUUCUACACCAUUUUACAAAUGUGUUUGCGUUUUCUUACAAGCUAAACACCUAGCAGCAUAGAGCUGUCUGCCACCGCCUCCUAAAACAAACGUUUACAGUUGUGAAAGUCACAGUAUCCUUUUAAAUACUAGUACUCACCUUUUUUUUGCCCUUUUAAACAUAAAAAUUUUAAAUUAGUAUUCAUUUUUAUGUCUCAGAUCUGUUUCAAGUUCUAUUCUAUAAUCAUGAGUUUGGGUAGAGGUGUUCUCCAUAGGUGAUAAUGUUCUACAGAAAUGCCCAAAGAAGUCAUAGGCUGGCUUCUGUUUUAUUCAGGGAUUUUAUUUUUAAGUCAAUCAGAAAAGGGAUACUGGAACUUCUUCUAUGUAACAGCAUAUUAAACUGGAGGCAGUGAUGAAUCAGCUACAAAGGUAAAUUGUAUUAAAAUCAUGUUUAAGAUAGCUGCUUUCAUGUGUAUUUUGUAUUGCAUGCUUUUGUAGAAACAAUAUUGGGUGAUGAAGAUUAGUCUUAGAAAAUGUUCAUCUGUGCAGGAGAUACAUUUUCUUCCAUUAAUUCUGGGCAAAACAUUCACAGUUAUAUAUGAUGGUAUUUUGCAAAAGGACUAUUAAUAGUGCAUUUUGAGAUGAAUCAGUGUGACAAUAUUUUUAAAAUAGGCUUAGUGUCAAAUUGCAAUUUUUUUAAAUAUAAAACUGGAAAAAAGUGCUAAGUCAUUUGGCACAUGCUUACAGAUACUUUUCUUGGUCAUAUUCAUUAAAUGUUACUACAUUUCUGAAUUUUUGCAAAAAUGUAUUUUAUCAUAAAAUGGCAUUAUUUUAGAGAAUUUUAAAAACUGACAUGGUCAAUUCAGAAAAGUCUGAAUAAGGUCAUUGCAUUUAAAAAGCAUAUAAGAUACUUGAUUGUGAAGGUGUAUCUUUCAUUGUAUAUAUAUAAUUCAUCAACAAAUACCUGUAUCUCAAAAUAAAAAUAUUUGUUAUAUAUUUGAA